UCCCAUGAUGCAGUGCGGGUCAAAAUGGCCGCCUGUGCUGUAGUCCUGUCAUCCGGUCGACAGUGAAUACGGUGUUUCUGCCCAAAACCAGCUGAUAUUCACAGGACUUCUCCUCAUAUUCCAGUCUUUUACAGAUUAUGUUUUUGUAAUUCCACUGAAAACAGUCGACGAAUCCUCGCGAGAUUUUCCGCUCCUCCCACCUGGACGUCUGUGAUCUCAGCCGACCGUCCACGUGACCUCUGACCUCCGGGCUGACAUGGCGGGGGUCGUAGCCAAACGUGAGGGUCCCCAGUUCAUCAGCGAGGUGUCGGUGCGGGGCAACGCGGCCGUGUUGGACUACUGCCGCACAUCAGUGUCGGCGCUGUCGGGCGCCACGGCCGGCAUCCUGGGCCUGACGGGCCUGUACGGCUUCGUCUUCUACUUCCUGGCGUCCUUCCUGCUGUCGCUGCUGCUCAUCCUGAAGGCCGGACGCCGCUGGAACAAGUGCUUCAAGUCCCGGAGGCUGCUGUUCACCGGGGGCCUGGUGGGGGGGCUCUUCACCUACGUCCUCUUCUGGACGUUCCUGUACGGGAUGGUGCACGUCUACUGAAGUCAUGUGACGUCUCUGACUCCGCCUCCUGCUGUCUGUAGCUCAAACUGAUGUCUCCACUUUCCUCUGAUUCUAAGAAAGAACACGUUUGAGUUUGUGUUCUCCUUCAACCCUCCUGCUCCUGGUCCCGGUCCUGGUUCUGGUCCCGGUCCAGGUCCCAGUCCUGGUCCAGGUCCCGGUCUUGGUCCUAGUCUUGGUCCUGGUCCUGGUCCACACUCAGUGUCCACCACCUCCUCUGGGCUCAGUUUCAUGAUGAGCUUCAUCAGAAUGAAGGUGUCAAACUUGCAGCCUGUGGGUCCAGACUGGUCCAGAAUGACACUGAACAUACUAACAAUAAAUGAUCCAGUUCCAGUUUUUGUAGACCAGUGGGAUCUAACAGGGGUUAGACCAGGAACACAUCACCAUAAUAAACUACAACUAAGGACAAUGACAAAAGUUUUAGUGGGAAAAGGAAAAAAAAAAGAAAAUUACAUGAAAAUAAGUCGGCUAAAAUGUCCUUAGGAGGUCAAAUGAGUGUCCAUUUGUGUCCAAAACAGUUGUCCUAAAGUCACAGAAGUGUGUGUAAAUAA
Sphaeramia orbicularis (orbiculate cardinalfish) is the source of this 1158-nucleotide messenger RNA. RefSeq names its product ER membrane protein complex subunit 6 (gene emc6). Gene Ontology annotation, cellular component: endoplasmic reticulum; EMC complex; membrane. Bases 257 to 589 code for a protein of 110 amino acids. Lineage: Eukaryota; Metazoa; Chordata; Actinopteri; Kurtiformes; Apogonidae. The record is from RefSeq and is a predicted model, not a curated record. Gene Ontology annotation, biological process: autophagosome assembly; protein folding in endoplasmic reticulum. The transcript has 2 exons.